Ilyonectria robusta is the source of this 347-nucleotide messenger RNA. RefSeq lists its product as uncharacterized. The transcript has a single exon. Lineage: Eukaryota; Fungi; Ascomycota; Sordariomycetes; Hypocreales; Nectriaceae. The record is from RefSeq and is a predicted model, not a curated record. Bases 79 to 291 code for a protein of 70 amino acids.
UGCUCUCGUCAACUAAGCCAGCACUCUUCAACAACCAGCCGUAGCACCACAAUCACAUAUUCUUGCGAACAAGCAGUCAUGGAAGCCUGCGAAGCAAACUUCGACUACUCACCAGCUGAGACUCUCACAGCAAAGCAGCAGUACUUCCCCUCGCAGCACAUGAUGAUCUUGUGCGGCUGCGUCUCCGUCGACCCAGUCGUCCGCAAGAUCGCCAUCUUGCGCGACACAUCCUACAACCUCAUCCAUCUCUCUAAGGGUCGCAAGAACAUUGGAAAGAAUGAGCCCUCAUAGCUUUAGGUGCAGAUUAUCGAACGACCAUGGAGCAAAAUUACAAGCUACGAGACCGU